GCCAAAGCACAGCAUUGCUGCUUGGCUUCUUGAGAGGAGAGAGGCAGAGAAUCACAAGCCUUCUCCUCCUACAUCCUGUGUGUUAGCGUGUGGCUAUUUUUCACUGGUACACACGUUGGCUGGUGGAAUCACACAGCACUGUUAGCAUUAGCGGAGGAUCUGUGCUGUGUCUUCCAAAAUGCUCAACAAUCUCACUGAAUGUGAAGAGGGCGAAGGGGGACCCAACAGUCAGGGAGAUGCAACUUCCAAGGAGAGCAGCCCCUUUAUCAACAGCAGCACAAGUGACAUAGAGAAAAGCCAGCAUUAUGAUGGAAAAAACAUGGCCCUGUUUGAGGAGGAGAUGGACACUAGUCCCAUGGUAUCUUCUUUGCUCAGCAGCCUAGCCAACUACUCCAACCUGACACAGGGCAGUAAAGAGCAUGAGGAGGCAGAAAACAAUGAGGAAGCACGCAAGAAAACUGUGCAGGCUCCACGCAUGGGCACGUUAAUGGGCGUUUACCUGCCAUGUAUGCAGAACAUCCUGGGGGUGAUCCUGUUUCUCAGGAUGACCUGGCUGGUGGGCGUUGGAGGUGUACUGGGCACAUUCACCAUCGUCUUCAUGUGUUGCUCCACGACUAUGCUGACAGCUAUCUCAAUGAGUGCAAUUGCCACCAAUGGAGUUGUGCCAGCUGGCGGUUCCUACUACAUGAUUUCUCGUUCACUGGGGCCAGAGUUUGGCGGGGCUGUUGGUAUUUGUUUCUACCUGGGUACCACUUACGCUGGAGCCAUGUAUAUCCUGGGCUGCAUCGAAAUUCUGCUGAUCUACAUUGUGCCAGCAGCUGCUAUAUUUAAAAUGGAGGGUCUGGAGGGAGCAGAGGCCGAGGCAGCACUGUUGAACAACAUGCGUGUGUACGGUACCAUCGUGCUCUCCUUAAUGGCUUUGGUUGUCUUUGUCGGUGUCAAGUAUGUCAACAAAUUGGCCCUCGUGUUCCUCGCCUGCGUCAUUCUCUCCAUCCUUGCCGUCUAUGCUGGGGUCAUCAAGACAUCUUUUGAUCCGCCAGACUUUCCGGUCUGUGUGAUCGGGAAUCGAACACUUAUGUCAAAGGGCUUUGACAUUUGUGCCAAAACCAUAGAAAGUGGCAAUGCUACAGUUACCACCAAGCUCUGGAGAGCCUUCUGUGACUCAGAAUUCCUGAACGCCACCUGUGAUGAGUACUUCACUAACAACAACCUCUCUCAGGUCCAGGGAAUCCCUGGAGUCACCAGUGGCAUCCUUGCAGAGAAUCUUUUCAGUUCCUUUAUGGAGAAAAAUUCGAUCUUAGAGAAACGAGGUCUGCAAGCAGUACUUGACCCUGACACCCCACCAACCAACACCAACCGAUAUGUCCUGGCCGACAUCACCAGCUUCUUCACCCUGCUGGUGGGCAUCUACUUCCCCUCUGUCACAGGUAUCAUGGCUGGCUCCAACCGUUCUGGUGACCUGCAGGAUGCUCAGAAGUCCAUCCCGAUUGGUACCAUCUUGGCCAUUGCCACCACCUCCUUUAUCUACAUGUCUAGUGUGAUUCUUUUUGGAGCCUGUGUUGACGGAGUCGUUUUGAGGGACAAGUUUGGGGAAGGUGUUGAUGGUAACUUAGUUAUUGGCACGCUGGCAUGGCCCUCGCCCUGGGUCAUUGUGUUUGGCUCCUUCUUCUCCACCUGUGGGGCAGGGCUUCAGAGUUUGACAGGAGCGCCUCGCCUCCUUCAAGCCAUCGCCCGAGACGGAAUCAUUCCUUUCCUCAGGGUGUUUGGUCAUGGCAAAGCUAAUGGUGAACCCACAUGGGCUCUUCUCUUGACGGCUUGUAUCUGUGAGAGUGGCAUCCUCAUCGCCUCGCUGGAUGCAGUUGCACCCAUUCUCUCCAUGUUCUUUCUUAUGUGCUACAUGUUUGUAAACCUGGCUUGUGCCCUGCAAACGCUUCUCAGAACCCCGAACUGGAGGCCACGCUUUAAGUUCUACCACUGGGCUUUGUCACUCUUGGGCAUGAGCUUGUGUCUUACCCUGAUGUUCUUGUGCUCCUGGUACUAUGCCAUUGUUGCCAUGGUGAUUGCUGGCUGUAUCUACAAAUACAUCGAGUUCUGUGGGGCAGAGAAGGAGUGGGGUGAUGGGAUACGUGGCAUAUCUCUCAGUGCUGCCCGCUUUGCUCUUAUGAGGCUGGAGGAAGGUCCUCCUCACACUAAAAACUGGAGGCCACAGAUUCUGGUGCUUGUGGGUUUGGAUGGUGAGCAGAAAGUGGAGCAACCUCGACUGCUUUCGUUGACCAAUCAGCUGAAAGCGGGCAAAGGUUUGACUAUCGUAGGGGCAUGUGUGGAGGGAACCUACUUGAACAACCAACCACAGGCACAGAAAGCAGACCAAUCUUUAAGGAAGCUGAUGGAGGUUGAGAAGGUGAAGGGGUUCAGUCAGGUGGUGAUCUCUUCUAACUUGCGGGAUGCCACUUCACACCUGAUCCAAGCUGGAGGACUCGGUGGCCUUCGCCACAACACUGUGCUGGUCAGCUUCCCCAAGAACUGGAAACAGGCCGAGGAGCGCCACCGCUGCAGGAACUUCAUUGAGGUUAUAAGGGAGACCACCGCGGCUCAUUUAGCCCUGCUGGUGCCAAAAAAUAUUUCUGCAUAUCCGUCAAAUGGCGAGCGUUUCACUGAAGGACACAUUGAUGUGUGGUGGAUUGUCCAUGAUGGAGGCCUGCUCAUGCUCCUUCCUUUUCUUCUGCGCCAGCACAAGGUGUGGAGGAAAUGUAAGAUGCGCAUCUUCACUGUGGCUCAGAUGGACGACAACAGCAUUCAGAUGAAGAAAGACCUGAUGAUGUUCCUUUAUCACCUGCGGCUUGAUGCUGAAGUGGAAGUGGUGGAAAUGCAUGACAGUGACAUCUCCGCCUACACCUACGAAAAGACCCUGAUGAUGGAGCAACGAUCACAAAUCCUUAAGGAGAUGCACCUAACCAAGAAUGAGCGUGAGAGAGAGAUUCAAAGCAUCACAGAUGUGUCUCGUGGGUCUAUUCGGCGAAAGAACCCUUCAAACGUGCACACCCAGAGGAGUAUCGCUGAAGAGUCAGUGACUGGAUGUGGCGAAGAGAAACCUGAGGAGGAGGUGCAACUCAUUCAGGGAAAAAAUGCCACACCCACCCCCACUAGCCCCACCUCCCCUGCCUCUCCCACCCCAGCAGCCAUGACCCCCGGAGAGGGGGUGCAGAUGACUUGGACGGAUGACAAAGAGAAGGCCAGUAUCCCAGCAGUGGCCAACCCAGAGAGUAUAAAGGACAUGUUCAACAUGAAACCGGAAUGGGAGAACCUGAAUCAGUCCAAUGUGAGACGUAUGCACCACGCACAGAAGCUCAAUGAGGUCAUCGUGAAGAAGUCCCAAGAAGCUAAACUAGUCCUGCUUAACAUGCCUGGACCACCUAAGAAUCGCACUGGAGAAGAGACCUUUCUACAGAACAAUGAGACAAAGCCUAUGGAGAACUCGUUAUAUCAGAACUAUCCUUUUUUUGCUGAUAUUCAGGUAAUGAUAUUUCUUGGAUUUGGCUGCCUUCUGGCCUUUUUCCGUCGUUAUGGGUUUGGUGGCAUGGUCUUUAAUUUCCUCACUGCCACAUUUACCAUUCAAUGGGCAAUUCUGGUCCAGGGCUUCUUCCAGUUUUAUUAUGAUGGGAAGAUUCACCUUGGAGUGCUGAAUCUGAUCAGUGCUGAGUUUGCCUGUGCCGUUGUGCUGAUCUCUUUUGGAGCAGUUCUGGGAAAGACCAGUCCUGUGCAGCUCCUGAUCAUGUCCUUGCUUGAGAUCCCUGUGUAUGCCACCACAGAAUGGGUUGUACUGAAAUACUUGAGGAUCAAUGAUGCUGGCGGCUCUAUCCUCAUCCACCUGUUUGCCUGCUACUUUGGGUUGGGUGUCACCUUCAUCCUGUACAGACCUAGCCUAAAUGAGGGACAUCCUAAAGAGGCAACAAGUUACCAGUCAGAUCUGUUGUCUGUGCUGGGAACACUGUUCCUCUGGGUGUUCUGGCCCUCUUUUAACUCAGCACUGACCUUCAAGGGUGAUGACCAGCACCGAGCUGUUCUUCACACGUUCAUAGGUCUCAGUGCCUCCACAAUCACUGCCUUUGCUCUGUCCACCAUGCUCAGCAAGAAUGGUAAGAUCAGCAUGGCCGAUGUGCAGAAUGUAACGUUGGCUGGUGGAGUAACUGUCGGUGCCUCGGUGGACAUGAUGAUCUCCCCGGCUGCUGCUUACAUACUGGGGAUCCUGGGAUGCAUAGCCUGCAUGCUGGGGUACAAAUACCUGAGCCCCUUUCUGGCACGGCGGCUGCGUGUGCAGGAUCAAUGUGGCAUACACAACCUGCAUGGCUUGACGGGACUCAUUUCCAGCCUAGCUGGAAUCUGUGCCAUUCUUCUGGCAAGUGAGGAAACAUACGGCCCCAGUCUCUACCAGACCUUGUCUCAUCGGGCACCCCCGGAGGGAGACCCUCAGCUCAUUGAGCUGCAGAAAUUGAUCCCAGAUUUGGAGGCAGGUUUGGGUCGGAGUGCACAGGAACAGGCUCUCUUUCAGGUGGCGGCAGUGUUCGGGACCAUCGCUGUGGCAGCAGUGGGGGGUUUGCUGACAGGUGUUGUUCUCAAGCUACCGUACCUGGCUUCCCCAACUGAUGAGAACUGCUUUGAUGAUGAGCUCUUUUUUGAUGUUCCUCCAGAUUACACUUGUGUACACAAUGCACCAGAUCUAGGGCCAUAUGUUAUCAAAGACUCAAAUAAAAGUGAUUCUGGCUAAAGAAUGAUGUAUUUAAUAGGGGACUGAUGUUUGACAAGAGUGUUAAACAAGAGGAAAAAUUCUGAAAGUUGGAUCUGGACAGAAAACACUGUGGACUUUUUAUAUGCUAUGAGUACUAUAUAAUAAAAAAAAAUGUUGGUGGGUCCAGGUUUUAAUAUGUGUACCAAAAAGUGUAUCAAGGAUUAAAUAUUUUGGUUUUAAGAAAUCACAAUUUGUUAAAAUAUGUUUUAUGAGAUUAAAUAUUAUAAAUAUAUGUUAUUUUACAUUGUUUUAAAAAUGGAUGAUUAUAUUGAAAACAGCCUAUG
This is a messenger RNA of Myxocyprinus asiaticus (Chinese sucker), 5070 nucleotides long. Its product is annotated as solute carrier family 12 member 5-like. The coding region runs from base 179 to 4765 and encodes 1528 amino acids. Gene Ontology annotation, molecular function: ammonium channel activity; potassium:chloride symporter activity. The transcript has 27 exons. Gene Ontology annotation, biological process: cell volume homeostasis; potassium ion import across plasma membrane; potassium ion homeostasis. Gene Ontology annotation, cellular component: plasma membrane. The record is from RefSeq and is a predicted model, not a curated record. Lineage: Eukaryota; Metazoa; Chordata; Actinopteri; Cypriniformes; Catostomidae.